UCAGGUGGAGUGGAAGAAAAUCCGCAUUGGUUUAUUUUUAUCCAGUGUCAGCAUCUAUCUUGCCAAAAACUAGCACAACGGUUAGUCAUAACUGGGAUCUUCCGACAGUUUCAUUUUAUUUGCUUGGAUUAAUCCAACAAAUUCCGCUUUUUGACUUAUUUUCGAGUGUUGUUUCGGAUCGGACAAAACAUAAACAACGUGCGACAACGGCAAGUAUUGAAAGUGUGAAGUGAUCAAAUUAGAUCAAUGAAAGAAGCUAAAUAGUAAGAUGAGUGCUAAAUUGCGCAUGCGUACUCCGUCUCCAAAAACUGUCACUUUCGAUCCUUCUCCACCAACUACUUUGGAGAGGCCGAGGAAACUUAUAUUCAGGAGUCGCGCCGAAUGGGAGCGUUAUCUUGAUGCUCUGCUUGCCGAUCUCCAAAAUACAGUUUCAGGAUCAUCAGGAAUAGGAUCAAAUUAUUCUGGAUAUGGCCAGAGAAACGUCCGGUAUUCUCCCGAUAGCGAUGGACAUUAUUCAAAAACAGACAGCUAUUCAGUGAAAUCUGGAAGUUACGGGAAGGUGCCGCCAAAUUCCGGUAACCGGAGUCCGAGCUACGGCCUAAACGCAACUGCUGGUCACAGUGCUUCGUCUACGAUGGAGAAACGCCCUUUCAACAACAAUUUAGACGAAUUAGAUUCCUUGCUUCAGGAUUUGAGCAAUAGUCGACAACAUGCUUCAGAAAAUAUGAACGGUAGUCACUAUAAUGGUGCCAUUGCCGAUUAUGGAGGUCGUAGUUCAGCUAAUUAUUCUAGACCAUCCAGCGCACAAAGUACUCUAAAUAGGCCAUCUGUAGACAGCUUACUUGAUGAGUUAAAUUCAGGAGACGUCAUUUAUACUGGGCCUAAAAAAGUAGUGAUAACCGUGAAAGAAACUAAAACGGAGACUGGAUAUCCUGGCGAGACGGAAUUAAUAUCGUCUCAUGUCACUCAUACCGCAGCUUCAUCCGCAACUAGGGAACUUGAUGAUCUAAUGGCUAGUUUGUCGAAUAUUAAGGUGAAUCAAGGGCCUCAGCAUCACACAGUUUCCGAUUCGCAAUACGCCCGCCCCAUAAAGGCCACUCAAACGCAGAGUGCCCCUCCUCCACCCAAGCAGAAUUUGGAUUCUAUGCUAGGAAACCUCCAAGCAGACAUGAGCCGCCAAGGAGUCAACACCAGCCAAAAGGGAUGCUGCAGCGCCUGUGACAAACCUAUCGUAGGUCAAGUUAUCACCGCUUUGGGCAAGACCUGGCAUCCAGAACACUUCACCUGCGCCCAUUGCAGCCAGGAAUUGGGUACCAGGAACUUCUUCGAAAGAGAAGGAAAGCCCUAUUGUGAACCAGACUAUCACAAUCUCUUCAGCCCAAGAUGUGCCUACUGCAACGGACCUAUCUUAGACAAAUGCGUAACAGCUUUGGAGAAGACAUGGCACAUGGACCACUUCUUUUGCGCCCAGUGUGGUAAACAGUUUGGAGAAGAAGGAUUCCAUGAACGUGAAGGAAAGCCAUACUGUCGUGACGACUACUUUGACAUGUUCGCCCCAAAAUGCGGAGGUUGCAACCGUGCCAUCAUGGAAAAUUAUAUUUCAGCGCUUAACGCCCAAUGGCACCCUGAUUGCUUCGUAUGCAGGGAUUGCAGACAACCAUUUAUUGGAGGAUCUUUCUUCGACCAUGAAGGUCAACCUUACUGCGAAACUCACUACCAUCUUAAAAGAGGUUCUCUUUGUGCAGGAUGCCAUAAACCCAUUUCUGGUCGCUGCGUUACAGCUAUGUUUAGGAAGUUCCAUCCUGAACACUUCGUGUGUGCUUUCUGUUUAAAGCAACUGAACAAAGGCACAUUCAAAGAGCAGAACGAUAAGCCUUAUUGCCAUACUUGCUUUGAAAAGUUGUUCGGCUAAAGAUGUGAUUUGCAAAGGUGUACUAAGAGAAAUGGUAUCAAUAUUUGGCAGUAUACUAGUUUCAAUAUUGUCUAAGUUUAAAAGUGGAAUAAGGGUGCAAUAAGAUUAUUAUUGGUAUCUAGUAUACAUAACAGAAUGCUUUCUAUAUAUAUUUAUACGUUUAAAGUUACUAAUUUCGUAAAUAAGUGUAAUAAAAGUUACUAAAACAACGUUAAUUAUUUUUUACGACCCCAAGUGUAGUAAUAAUAAUCAGUUAUGGAAAUAAUACAAGAUACAGAAGAACUUUUUGUAGUGCCUAAGUGCUACAAUAAAGAAAUUAUUUGAUGUGCAUUUAGAUACUUACAUCAAAAUAUUCCAAAAACUCCAAAAAUUUGGUUAUAAUUUUCUACGGUAUUAAUUAUUUACGUUGGAGGAUAAGAAAGAGCUUGAUUCUACAAAUUGUUUCGAAUUAUUGGGAGUUGAAUCGUACCAAUAAUUCGGCAUAGUAGAGCCUUGUGACCGUUUUGCUCUUCUCCAGGUAAUCGGUGUAGAUCACACUUGUGAAUCCCAGGAAACGGUGGCGAUCACCUUUCUAGACUUUCACCUUUUUCGAAGUAUGUCCGCCUGCUGAAAUUCACUGGUGUGUACUAGUUGAUCCUUCUUUCGUAAACGCCCAUAAAGUCCUUCGGAUUGCGCUUAAACAGAAUCAAACAUUGUCUGAAGUGUUUGGGUUGAGCAAACGCGGCACCCAUCAUGCCGAAGGCUUCCUCAUGCCCAAAAUUUAAUGCAGGAUAUGAUCGAUCUUUUGAGAUGUCCACUGUUUCAGGUAUUUCGAGCACCUUCACUCGGCUGUCUGCCAAUACGAAAUCUUGGAUUUUUGUCACGUUAACCUCCGUGGUAGCCGUUUUUAGGGCACAUGGGCGUGUUCCAUCAAGGAUUGAGAGCAUGAAUCCAUAAUAAAAUAACCAGCAAACAAUUGUAAUGAUUUGGGCACGCACAGUGGAUGCGAGGCGAAAGAUGACCAAAGAGAAUAUUAGAAACUAAAAGACUAAAGAAUCGAAAGAGAGAGAGAGAGAGAGAGAGAGAGAGAGAGAGAGAGAGAGAGAAAGAGGGAAACCAAGAAAAAAAAAUGGAUAAAUGACCUAAAAGCGGGUAAAGCAAAGGGAUGAACUACACAAAAAUAAAACUGAUAUCGAGAAAUAAGAAAGAAUGAAAAAAGAGUAUACACAUCAAUACAACAAAAAAUCCUACACUCUAGGAGGUAAAAGGAGUUAAGAGAAGGAGAAAAAACUGCCGUUGUCUAGUUUUUUUCCUAAAACAUCAAAACUAAUCAUUGUUAAAAAUUAAUUUCUCUUGGUUUACUCAGUAUAUGUAUGUAUAUAUUGUUAUGCUCUGUAUUUCUCUCUUUUAUGAGAUUGAUGAACAAGUUCUUAAUUUAAUGAAUUACUCAAUUAUUUUAAUUACUGCUUAUGUAAAACAAAAUCAAAUUUAAAUUAAAUUUUUUAAUAAAAUUUAUUCUCAAGGCUAUUUUAUUGUUGAUGCUUUACCUUUGGUUUGUGGCUUCUGGUAUCUCUAGUUGCUUACUCAUUCAGGACAAAACAGGGAAAUUAAACACACUCAAUUUCAUAUAAAUGUUAAAAAAUAUUAUUUAUUUAUCCAAUAUACCAUAAACAUAGGAUUUAAAAAAUAUGCUAAAAUCUAAAUUUGUUGCAACUAUUUCUCAUCUACUAAAUUAAGCUUUAAUUCUGAUAUCUCCUCUGUUUUAACAAAAAAGAAAUUAUUUAAAACGUUAUUUAUUCUUACAAAAUUUAAUAAAUUUUACUUUUACUUUUUGAAUUGAUUACUUAUUUCUUCUUUAAAAUUUGGACUGACUAAUUAUGUUAUAUAACUGUUUAGUACAGAAAUUAAGCAAAUAUGGUGUGGAUAUAAACAAACUCUCUCGUUUCACAAAUGAUUUGACUAACCUUUUUGUUUCUUCUCUACUUCUUUUCGCGGAUUGCAUCGUCCUCGAUUCUCCCACACGUACUCUUAGGAUGUUGCGAAAGGUCCCUCUCGUCCAAACUGCUUCACAAACAAACAAACAGGACUCGCUCGAAUUCUCGACUCAGUUUUCUCUCUGCUCGAUAUCUUGUGCAAAUAGAUACCAAUCGGCUACUCGUUCUAGACAGAAACAGGAAUCUUCCUCGGACACAGGAAAAUUAACUUCUCAAACCGAUUUCGUUUCAACUUGAUUCUGCUCGCAAAGGCCAAUUUCACCACUUUACACUGACUUCUCACUUUUCAAAAACUGGACUGCUGUCUCCAGAUAUUUUUUACACAGUGCCUAUUUUUUCUCUCGUCAAAAUCAGACUCAACACUCUUAUCCCUUCCAUCCAUCAUUUUCCAUCAAUCACAAAACAUCCUUUCUACCCACUACCCAUAUUAUCAUUUCUCAAGAACCAAUUUAAUUUGUAUACAACUUUCCAUUUUGUUAAAUUUUCGGAGACAUCAAAUUACUUUCGUUGUUUCAAAAUGCUAAACAAAAAGCCUUACAUUCUAAACUCAAUAAAUUUGUUUAUCGCUUAACCUUCUUCGAAUGUUUUAUAAAAUGUCUUAUUGUCCAUUGCAAAGCGAAAUAAACGGUAUUGUCUAAUCUGACCGCACCAUUGUUUAAGUUCGUUCAAAAACCCAUUAAGAAAACCACCUUCUUAACGAUUUCACUUUUCCGCGAAAACACUGAUUACCAACUAAAUUAUCCUAUUACAAUUUUUGGUCAUAUACAGGGCGAUGAAAAUCUAUAAUAUCGUGGUAUCUGAUAUAAAUUUAUUUACUAAAUUUUCCCAAAAAAAAUUAUACAACAAUAUAUAUUAUAGCCUCAUGUUUGGAAUUUAUUUAGCAAUUUAAUUUUCUUAAUUUACAAACCAUUUUGAUGAUUUCUCACAUCCAUACUUCUAUAAUGUAUUUACAUUUAAAAACAGUUAUCUCAACUAAAUAUUACAGUGACGUGAAAUGUUAUAAUUAGCUAUUAAAAUGUAAACAUGUGUAUGUUUUAUUAACGAUGCGGUUGAGUUAUUAAAUGCACUUUUAGGUGGAAUUUAUCGUUUAGUUUUACAGGAAAGUAUUUGGCUUCUCCUCAAACUGUUCAAAAAGAAACGAUCUAAUUUUAAAAUCAGCUUUUAUCUUAGCAAUAAAUUUAUGUUAUACGAAUAAUAUAAUUAUUAUUAUUAAACGAAUAUUAAAUAAAUGGAUGAAGUUAUAGCUUCUUCUUCUUCUUUAGGUGCCGUGUCUGUGUUCAGACGUUGGCCGUCAUCAUGUUUACAAUUUCCUGAAACCUCUCUCUAUCGGCUGCUGCUCGAAAUAAUUCUUUUACUGUGCAGCCUCACCAUUGUCUAAUAUUACGCAGCCAUGAAAGUUUCUUUCGACCAAUCCAUCUCUUUCCCUCCACUUUUCCUUGUAUUAUAAGGCGAAGCAGAUGAUAUUUAGGUCCUCGAAUUAUAUGGCCGAAGUAUUCUGUUUUUCUCCUCUUUAUGAUGCUUAUGAGCAGACGUUCUGAAUUCAUCAUUUGAAGAACAUCUUCAUUGGAAGUGUGCGAAACCCACAAUAUCUGUAGGAUUCGUCGAUAGCACCACAAUUCGAAUGCUUCUAACUUGUUAAGCAUUGUGGUUUUUAACGUCCAUGUCUCACAACUACAGUCGGAAAAAUGAAAGAAUACCCAUGAACGAUCACAUCAAUCACUUAUUUUGUAUUUGCUAUCUUUUUCUAUAACAAACGUUUGUUAUUUAUAGAAAAAGAUAGCAAAUACAAAAUAAGUGAUUGAUGUGAUCGUUCAUUUUUCCGACUGUAUACAACAUACAACCAUACAAUAUCCAUAUAAUAGGAUAUACCACACAUAACAUUCCAGGACCUUCUUUCGAAUAUUCAUCGACAGGUUGUGUUACAUAAAACUGGUUUCCAGGUCAUAAAAGUCUUCCGUGAUAUUUCGAUCCUAGUUCCCAUAUAGCACACAACGUCCGAUGUACGUCCAUAUAACGUACAUUUAAAGUCCAAACGUCCAUGGACCAAAACUGGACGUACUAUGUACGUACAUUACUGGACGUCCAUUGGACGUUUGAUUUCAACGUACAUUGGACAUCCAUUUGUGGUCCAUGGAUAUUUUACACAAAACGCGACUAUUAUAUUAAGUCCCAAUACAAACUAAAUGAGAAUCUUCUUGACAACGUUGUCGCUCUUCGCGCUAUCGGUCGUGAAAGGUAGUAUAUCAGGUACUUUUAGGGGAUUACCGAUGUUAAUUGUUGUGGAAUACUGAAGGAUGGUUUAUUUAUGAUAAUUCACAGAAUGGCAAACGCGCUUGUAAUAUACAACAACGGUACUGACUCUAAAAAUAGUUUGGAACAGAAACAGAACAGAGAUUAAACCUCUUUUAAUGUGCAUGCUUCCUAGGGCGUCAUUAUCUGAAUCUCGUCUUUAUGAAAAUACAUCCUGUGAUAUAUUUGUGUUUUCUGUUUAUCGUGCAAGUGCAGUCGUGCAUUAAUGAAGUUCCUAGUUCCUAUAAUAAAGUAUAUAUUAUAAUGAAGUUAUAGUAAAGAGAAAUAAAAAAGGUCUUUUGUGUAAUAUUUUUAAGUAUAAGUUUAGUAUUAUAAGGAACUAUUUCCUAUAAAGGCUUUUUGCUAUGUAUUCACAAAAUUAUGGAUACUAGAUUGCUUUCUGAAAAGUGCCCUACAAAUGUCCAUAAUACGUACAUUGAAUGUACAUAAGGUGUACACUGAAAGCUCCAAUACAACGUACAAUGUACGUUUGUAGCGGACGUUCUAUGGACGUCCAAUUUUGUGAACUCUGGACAUUCGUUGGACGUCCAUCGGAUGUCCAUUGUACCUUAGCGGGACGUCCAUUGGACGUUCCAAUGUACACAGAUGUACGUCCAUUGGAUGUCCAUAAAACGUACUUGUGCUAUCUGGGGUGUGGAAAUAUCUAGCGGCAGGCAUCUGUGGCAAGAAACAAAACAGAAAGAAUAAAUAUAUGAACACUGAAAGCAAAGUCUGUAGUUUUAAGACAUGUGUUAGACUCGACUAAGAUACGCAGCUGAGACAAAGGUUGAGACAACAAAGAUCAAACAAAUAAUGAGAACAACAGAGAUGAAUACCCUAAGAUCCAUAAGAGGUAUAACACUCAGAGAUAGGAUACGAAACGAAGACACAUUGAGAGAGUGUUCAAGACGUAGUGAGAUGGACAAGAGCACGACGACGCAUGUGGAAAGACCACGUAGAUCGGAUGGGCCCUUAGCGUAUGGCAAAAUGGGCAAAUACAGAGAAGCCCAACACCAAGCGACCUAUUAGGAAGAUCUAAAAAACGAUGGUACGAGAGCUGGAUCCCCGGAUCGCAGCAGAAACUGUAACAGAAGAAACAGGACAUAGUUCUAUUAAAAGAAAAUGAAGGCGAAUAUAAUGAAGUCUUUUCAUGAGCGACGAGUUAAUUGCUAUUUUGAAUGGGAUUGGUCUGGAUGGACGGAAAAUUCGAAUAAUAGCUGAUUUGUACUAGAAUCAUGCGGCUGACAGAAGUAAAGGUGAGACAUCAAAUUUUUAUUAUGAGAUGAGUUCAAUAGGAAUGUGUGCGCUCUCUGCUUUUGUUUAAUUUAUACACAGAAAAGAUUAGCAACAAAAACUGAACCAAAACUUACUUUUACUAAAAGAAAGUAAAAACGGUGUUUGUUUUAUGUUUACGUAUUUCGUUAAUCAAGAUAUCAAGACUUUGUCUCGUACCUAAUCAUCAUCAUCAUUGGCGUUAUAGCCCUAUAUAGAACGCCAGCCUUCUUAAGUCUACUUCGCCACGCAUCCCUAUCCAUUGCCAACUGUUGCCAGUUUGCUAUACCUAUUUUUAUAGCAUCUUUAUCUACACCAUCCUUACAUAUAAGUUUUGAUCUACUUUCGUCUACUUCCCAUCGGCUGUAACAUGAUGAUUCUUCUAUGAGGGUUGUUCUACUACGAUCUUGUCAGAUGUCAUGCUCAUCUUAGUUUUCAUAUUUGUUUGAGAGAUAACAUGUCCUACCACCAGAUAUUUGUUUGUGUUUUUGGUAUAUCUCAUACUUUGUUUCGUAAAGAAAUUAUUUUUUUGGGAGUAUUAAAUUGAUUUGACAUGAAAUAAACUUAAUUUUAUAUCAAAUAAAAGUAAUAGAAAUAAAAAACGAGAAAAACGUAAAGACGGAAAAGAAAUAAGCGAGACCAUAGAAAAAUUCUACACCACACUAUACUUGGUAAAACACAACCGCAACAAUGAAUGAACUAUAAACACCGGAUCAGAAGAAAUACCGGCGCUGAAAUCGAUUGACAUGACCCGAAAUCGACUAAAAACUAAUAAAUAUCCGGGAGAGGAUAAAAUUAUGGUUGAAAUGUUGAAAAUUGGUGGCAGAAAAAUGGAACAGGGAUUUUUCUUCUUCUUACAUUAGGCCUCUUGGCCCGUUCUUAACCGAUUUUGAGCUUAUAUUCCUAGAUCUGAUGGUGACUGCCAGCUCUCUCGCCACCUUUUAAAGGGCCUUCCUAUUGGUCUCUUGCCUGUUGGCUUCGAAUCCCUGGCCAUACGGGCUAUUCUCUCACUGUCCAUUCUCGUCACAUACUGAUUCCACUCUCGUCUUCUCUGUCUUUCCCACCCUAUCUUGUAUGUUACACAGAUCUCUUAUUCUGUCAUUCGGUAUUCUGUCUCACAGUGUUUUCCCAGUUAUUGACCUCAAUGUUCUCAGUAUUCUCUUGGUUUCUGCUGUGUCACAUCUUGUUUCUAUCGCGUACGUCAUGAUCGGUCUUACACAGACAUGACAGGCAUAUAUGCGUACUUUCCCUUUCAGCCUCAUAUCUUUGUUUCUCCAGAUGGAAUCCCUCAGGCAUCCUCACACGUAAUUGGCUUUAUUUGCUUGCUUUCGGACGCUCUCUUUAACAUCUACAUAACUAUAUAUUUCGACUCCCAGAUAUUCGAAUCUCGAGGCUUGUUCAAUUGGUUCGUUGUUAAUUACCAAUUUGCAUCUUAUGGGUUCUUUUGACACUACCAGGGAUUUUUUCUUAGCUGUUGAUAUUUUCAUGUUGUAGUUCUUCGCCACUGUAUUGAAAGUUUGUGCCAUUCGCUGUAGAUUAUCCUAACUUAAGAUUGCGUUGUCAGCAUAACAGAAGAUUUUUAUUUGUUUUUCUGCCAUCUUAUAUCGUUUUUCAGUACCUUUAAUGUUUUCUAUGAUUUUGUCCAUUACUAAAUUAAAAAGCAAUGGGCUCAAGCUAUCCUCUUGUCUGAUUCCCGAGUUGAUUUCUACUUCCGAUGUCAGUUCAUUCUCGACUUUUAUUCUGAUUUGUUCUUCGUAUUAAUGUCUUUAAUUAUCCUUAUCAUCUUGUUGGGCUGAUUUUUCUCCUUUAGCAAUCUUAGCACAUCUUCCAAUCUUACACAAUCGAAGGCCUUAGUCAGAUAUACAGGGUGUUUGGUAAAGAAUGGACCAUAGCUUAACCUCAGGUUCCUGAGGUUAAAAUACGCCGAUUUAAGCUAACUUACCUUAGUACAAAGUUUAUAAUAACCGAGAUACAGGUUUUCAAAGUUAAACUUUUUUUUUAUUUAUUAUUGAAUAUUGCCUGACAGGUAUGAGAUAACAACAUGAAAUUUGGUAUGUGGGGGUUUUUUGGGUCAAGAAAACUAAAUUCCCUACCAAAAAUUAUGUAUUGCCCAGAGGGCGCUACAUACGCCUUUCAGCGCUCAUUUAUUACGUUCAAUUUUUUUAUCCCUCGCUCUGUAUAAUUUUGACAUUAAAAUUUUUAUUCUCCUAUUAGUUUUACUUAAAAAGGUAUACUUCUUUCAUCUCCCUAAACUCGACCGUUUUCGAGAUAAACGCAUUUUAAAUCUGCGAUACACCAUCAUUUUUAGCAUAAUUUCAUUUUAGUUACACCCGAAAAAUAACUUAAAACCAUAAAAUUAUCCAAAAAUGUAUCGCAAAUUUCUUCAAAUGGAAUUUACGAUGCAAUGACAUAAAUUUGAGAACUGGCACAAUUAUUAUGGAUUUAAGUUAUUUUUCGGGUGGAACUACAUACAAUGAUAUGCUAAAAAUGAUGGUGUAUCGCAGAUUUAAAAUGCGUUUAUCUCGGAAACGGUUGAGUUUAGGGAGAUGAAAAAAGUAUACCUUUUUUAAGUAAAAUUAAUAGGAAAAUAAAAAUUUUAAUGCCAAAAUUAUACAGAGUGAGGGAUAAAAAAAUUGAACGUAAUAAAUGAGUGCUGAAAGGCGUAUGUGGCGCCCUCUGGGCAAUACAUCAUUUUUGGUAGGGAAUUUAGUUUUCUUGACCCAAAAAACCCCCACAUACCAAAUUUCAUGUUGUUAUCUCAUACCUGUCAGGAAAUAUUCAAUAAUAAAUAAAAAAAAAGUUUAACUUUGACACCCUGUAUCUCGGUUAUUAUAAACUUUGUACUAAGGUAAGUUAACUUAAAUCGGCCUAUUUUGACCUCAGGAACCUGAGGUUAAGCUAUGGCCCAUUCUUUACCAAACACCCUGUAUAAAGCACAUAAAUGCAGGUUUAUUAUAUUCCAGUGCUUUUUCAGCAAUUUGUCUGGCUAUGAAUAUGGCGUCUAUUGUGGACCUAUUUUUCCGAAAACCUUGAUCCUCGGAACAGGAAUUAAAUAUUUUAUUUAAUAAAGUAAUCUAUGAACGAAAGGUUCCUCAAGACUGGUGCGAUUUCGAAGUCAUUCUACUAUUCAAGAAAGGAGUCAAAGCGAAAAUCAAGAAUUACCGCCCAAUAUCCUUACUAUCACAUAUGUAUAAAUUGCUAACCAAAAUUAUAAUCAACCACCUACAAGUUCAAAUAAGCUCGACUUCUACGAACCUAUCGGAUUCAGAAAACAUUUUAGUACCAUAGACCACUUGCAAACCGAAUGAAUACUGGUAGAAAAGUGAACCAAGUAUGACGUUACAAUUCAUAUAGUGUUUGUGGAUUUUCAAAAAGCAUUCGACUGCAUCGAAUUAUGGGCUCUUCUCGAAUCUCUAGAAAAUGCACGAAAGCGCAUAAAUUCAAGAAACACUAAAAAAUAGCGUAAAAAUGAAUUCUAGAAAGCAUAAAAAUGAAUUCCAUAAAACUACAACGGAAAGUGAGAGAAUGAUAAACCAUUUGAGAUUUGCAGAUGACUUAGUUUUAAUAGCAGAAAAUAUCCAUACGCUAAAAUAUCCAAUAUGCUACAGCAAUUAAAUGAAGUUUCCGGAGAGAUGGGCUUAAAAAUAAACUAUGAUACUUACAGUAAAACAAAAAUAAUGAGCCAGGACCAGACAAAUAAAACAAUGUAAAACUAUACAAUAAAAAAUAUUGAACAUCAUGUAUACCUGGGCCAUGUCAUCAAACUGGGAAAACCAUAACAAGAUGCUGAAAUUAAAAGAACCCAACUGGCUUUCGGUAAACUAACAAACUAUACUGCUAAAAACUAGAAAAAACGCAAAGGUCAAUGUGAUGAAUCAUGCUUGGAAUAUGACAGAGACAAAAUCAAAAACACCGAGAUAAGACGUAUAACGAAGAUCAGGGAUAUCGUGAAAGAAAUUUAAAAAAUGAAAUGGCGCUGUGCCAGUCAUGGCCGCCGAGAGGGAUAAGCGGGCCCCAGUAAAAAGUGACGGGCGGGCCCGGUAAAUAAUGACGGGCGGGCCUCCGGCAAAAAUGGCCCCCGGCAAAAAGUGAAGAGCAAGCAAAAUUGUUUAAUUUUUGUAGAAAUAAAAUUAUUAAUAUAAUAAACAUUUCAAAUAUAAAUUUUAUUAAAUUUUGAUUAUAUUAAAAUAGUGAUAAUAUUUAUAAUACAGGUGCUUUUCGAAUUUUCUGAUUGGUAAAAAGUCUCUAAUUUUCGAAAAAUCGCAUGAUUUUGCCAAAUCAUUCUCAAUUCACAAACUUGAUAGGCAGCUAACCGAUCCUGUUUCAAUGUAGCUAUCAUUACCUCUUAGCAUUUUUUAUGCGAAAAAGAAAACUAAAGGAUCUUUCUGCUUCUGUGAUUGUCAUCGGUAAUGUGCAAAAUAUUCUUAACGCAAUAACGAUUCGAAUUUGAGAUGUUUAAUUUUAUUAAGCAAAUCGUUUGGAGAAAGUUGAGAUUCACCAAUAUUAUCCUUGUAUAUCGUUCUCAAAUGAAAAAUUUCAUCUAUCAAUUCUUCACUGAUGUCUUCUUUGUAAAACUCACGCAAUACAUAUAUUAUCAAUUUUUUCUUAAUACUGUCGUCAUCUUUAUCUCGGAAUAUCCAUAAAAUAUUAAAUAGCGAAUGAAUUUUAUUUUCCGCAAUAAAUCUUCUGGUUAAAUUGCUUAUUAUAUGACAAUAUUAAAAAAUAUUUAUCAGCGAAAUAUUGCGUCGGGCUCAAAAUUUUCAGUCUCAUCACUGCUAGGCUCAGGCAAAUCAUAAAAAAAUCUCACAGGAUUUUUGCGCCGUUGUUCUUUAUUUGAUGUAAAUUCUGGAUUUAUUACAUAAUUCCUGGUAACUAAUUUAGAUUCUUCAACAUAGAUUUUUCUGAUUUUUUGUAAAUAUUCUAGAAACCCUGAUAUAUUUUUAAUCUCCAUAUCCAUACCAUAGUUUUAUCUGACUGCACUAUAGUAUUUGACUCCUGUGAUUUAUUGCUGUUAAAAUGUUAAACAAAAUCGAUUAAAGGUCAUAAUAUUAAGUAUAGCCGAGUAUUAUCUAAUUAAACGCAUUAUGGACAUAAAGUGAAGAGCAAAAAACGGGAAAAAUUACGUCUUUGUUCUGGUCGACGCCGGGCCCCGGUAAAAUGUACCGGCCUCUCGGCGGCCCUGGUGCCAGUCACAAUAUGAAUAUAACAAAUGGACACGGAGAAUCCUAUAUUGGAGACCAAGGAGGACACAAGAAGCAUGGAAAGUCCUCAAAUGGGAUAAGAAUAAGGGUAGAUAUCGUAACAGUAGUGGCAGACAAACAUUGGAUUAGACUGGCGGAAGAAGACGAUAUUUUGAUUUUAAUGUUUGCUAAUAGCAAGUGUUUAUAUUCUUUUUUGUUUAUUUUGUACUCGUUCAUGAACAGGUCACCACAGUUUUCAAGUUAUAUCAUUUACAACGUGGGAUACCAUUUCUCUUAAUCGCUCGAACAUCAAUAUAAAUUUUGUUAUAACUGUGUCCAUAAUUAACAUGCCAUAAUGUUCUAAAUUCUUUGCGAUAUUAAAUGUGCAUAAAAACAAACAUGCCAUAUUAUGUUAUUUGUGUAUAUUAAAAGAAAUUAACCAUUGUGUAUCUAAUACGUCAAUAAAUGCUUCUAAAAUGA
Molecule: messenger RNA, 13106 nt
Organism: Diabrotica virgifera virgifera (western corn rootworm)
Lineage: Eukaryota; Metazoa; Arthropoda; Insecta; Coleoptera; Chrysomelidae
Product: paxillin
Exons: 8
Coding region: 269-1912 (547 amino acids)
Source: RefSeq, a predicted model, not a curated record